AUGUCGUCCCUACUUGUUCAACCCCAAAAUAUCCCAUAUGACCCGUGGUCGAGCUCAAGACACCGAUCCACAUACGAACAAAGACCACCAGCCAUACCGAGAGCGGAAGGAGAAGUCUCGAACAAGUCCUGGUUCGCCGGCGGUCUACCUACACCACCUGGCACAAAGACGAAUAUGAACGUGGCUUCUUCCAACCUUCCCGUGUCCUCGCACCCAUAUCCCACCAAGUACCAGCAACAUGCGGACAUGCGUAAUUCGCAACAUGUGCAACAAACGAAUCCGAAGACUCAGUACAACCAGCCAUAUCCACCACCUGUUGUCAAUAUGGACAGCUUUGGUGGCAUUGCCAUGCCAGUCGAAGACAAGUCUCGACAAAACGAGAUUGCCGCUCACUUACAGAUUCCAGAGUCGGUGAACAAGAGCAAAGGAAGCCUGGCCGAGUUUGCUGCCGAAAUCGCCAGCUUAUUCUGGUUUGAGACAGCCGAGACUUUACAGUACGCCGAGAACCUACCCUUAGACGCCGUGCCGGAUCGGGGGCUGGUACCUGAUGCUAUUCCAUCGACUGGAUUUCGGAAAUGGGUGACGACGAUCUUGAGCACCACUCAGGUCGGCAAGAAUGUUAUUCUGCUCGGUCUGCUCUUCAUCUAUCGACUGAAACAAUUCAACCCCGGUGUCAGCGGCAAAAGAGGUAGUGAAUUCCGGCUCUUGACCAUCGCUUUGAUGCUAGGCAAUAAAUUUUUGGACGACAACACCUAUACCAACAAGACCUGGGCUGAGGUUUCCGGGAUCUCAGUCACCGAAAUCCAUAUCAUGGAGGUUGAAUUCCUAAGCAACAUGAGAUACGAUUUGUAUGUUUCGGCUGAGGAGUGGAAUGAAUGGAAAGGCAAGCUCGGUCGUCUUGGAGCGUUCUAUGAGAAGGCUUCACGAGCCCAGUCAAGGCAUACUCCGGGGCCAGUCACCCCUACCAUUCAGAACAGUCCUCACAAGCUCCCGUCCCCGCCUUCAGCUCGCACCACAAAUGCGUACUUCCCUCCAACCAACGGAAAUUAUGCUGCACUGCCCAAUCCGAUGCUGAAUGCGCCUCAACUUCAAAGUUCGCCAUCGCGAAAGUAUCGCUAUGGCAGUGCCGACGUCUUGGACCAACGAAAACGAAGCUUAGACAUGACGGAUCUUCCACCCGCCAAAAGAAUGCAGUACUCCUCGCCCCAGCAUCACGCCAGCGGUGACCUACUCACGCCUUCAUCAUAUGUGUCCCCCGCGACAGGCAAUUCGCUGACCACGCUUCCCCAUGUCCAGCAUGUGAAUGGAGACGUGCCAAGGCUGCCUGCUCCUCGAGUUCCCAUGUCAGCUGAGACCAUGAGCAAUAAUCACCUGGCUCCUAUCAACAUUCCAGCGUCAAGAGCCAUGGCCAACGUGUACCCGCCGUCCACUACCGCUACUUGGUCUAAUCCAAUCACCCCGGUGUCGCAGGCAGGUAUUUACAGCCAGCCAAUUCCGAGUCUUGGCGAGCUCUCCCGUAAUCCAAGCAACAUCAAUUCCACCCACACCUCACCCAACGGUUAUACCAACGUCACUCCGGCUCUGCCCGGACUUUCUCCCUCGUACUUUCUCACCAACCGGAGCUCACCGUAUCGACCUGUGCGCCACGUUAACACCCUCCUCAUUCCCCCCCCGUCGGCGGCCAUGCAGAAUCCUGUUCGCAACAUUGGCCAGGAGCAGAUGCAUUAUCAGCCAUUGAGCAAGAUGAAUCCUGAACGCCGGCAAGGUCUCGUGCCUUACCAUCAGCAAGACGGUUGGCACGCGGGCAACACUCCCUUGACCCAAAAAUACCCUCAUCGGUUUUAG
Messenger RNA from Cyphellophora europaea CBS 101466, 1845 nucleotides. RefSeq lists its product as uncharacterized. The transcript has a single exon. Gene Ontology annotation, biological process: regulation of cyclin-dependent protein serine/threonine kinase activity. NCBI's taxonomy places the organism in Eukaryota, Fungi, Ascomycota, Eurotiomycetes, Chaetothyriales, Cyphellophoraceae. Gene Ontology annotation, cellular component: cyclin-dependent protein kinase holoenzyme complex; nucleus. The record is from RefSeq and is a predicted model, not a curated record. Gene Ontology annotation, molecular function: cyclin-dependent protein serine/threonine kinase regulator activity; protein kinase binding. The coding region runs from base 1 to 1845 and encodes 614 amino acids.